AUGGCGAAUAACAACGGGGUCAGAGAUAUUGAUAAAGAGGCGGCGGUGCUGUUGUUGCAGAAGACCUCCGAGUCUGACCCGAUUCAUCCGAAGACCCGAACCAUUACCAUGAAGGUGCACGUGUACAAGCAAGGGAAGGGCCCGAUCGACAUCAUCAAAAUGGGCCUGGCCGGGUGGGACCAGGACCAGUUCGAGGUGCGCGAGAUCAUGGACAAGUAUGGAUUUAAAUCGAUGUACACGUUCACGCCCGGAUUUGGUCGGGGCGUGCCGAUCCAGUUCAACUUGAGGAAUGGCCGGUCCCUCUUACAGGGACGGUGCCGUUAUUUAUGUUGA
This is a messenger RNA of Striga asiatica, 333 nucleotides long. The record is from the annotation of a GenBank genome assembly. Lineage: Eukaryota; Viridiplantae; Streptophyta; Magnoliopsida; Lamiales; Orobanchaceae.